Alternaria burnsii is the source of this 1452-nucleotide messenger RNA. RefSeq names its product homogentisate-dioxygenase. Gene Ontology annotation, biological process: L-phenylalanine catabolic process. Gene Ontology annotation, cellular component: cytoplasm. The coding region runs from base 1 to 1452 and encodes 483 amino acids. The record is from RefSeq and is a predicted model, not a curated record. The transcript is spliced from 7 exons. Lineage: Eukaryota; Fungi; Ascomycota; Dothideomycetes; Pleosporales; Pleosporaceae. Gene Ontology annotation, molecular function: homogentisate 1,2-dioxygenase activity.
AUGCCUGAACCACUGAAAGACCCAAAGGAGUACCAGAAUAUCUUCCACUGGGCAGAGACGCAGAAAGAUGGAGCUAUACCUUCAUUUGGUACCAGGAAGAAUGACCCAUAUGAGUAUCAAUCUGGGUUCGGAAAUAGCUUUGAAUCAGAAGCAGUACCAGGAACUAUCCCAAAGGGUCAGAACAACCCCAGGAGUGUCAGAUUUGGACUAUAUGCGGAGCAGAUGACUGGUUCUUCUUUCGUCGCUCCAAGGCAUCUAAACAAAAAGGCGUAUCUAUAUAGGGCGCGUCCGGCCGUUGCGCAUCAAGGAUUUACGGAUCUCCCCGACAACGAAGACACCGAGUCAAACUUCCUCCCUGUGAACAAGCGUGUUCAUGUCUCUCCUACACAACUUGCGUGGCUUCCGUUCGAUACUCCCACCGAUGGCGACGUUGAUUUUGCCUCGGGUCUCAAGAGCAUUGCUGGUUCUGGCGAUCCUACGCUUCGCGAGGGUUUAGCUGUUCAUACUUAUCUUUGCAAUGCAAGCAUGAACAGGAGGGCAAUGGUAAACUCCGAUGGCGACUUCUUGAUCGUACCUCAACAAGGAGCGCUGGAUAUUCUGACUGAGUUUGGACCAAUGUACGUGCAGCCAGGCGAGAUUUGUGUCAUCCAGAGAGGACAGCGAUUCAGAGUCAAGGUCGAGGGACCAACACGCGGCUACAUUCUGGAGAUCUGGGGCUCACAGUUCCAGCUUCCUGAGCUCGGUCCCCUCGGCGCAAACGGACUUGCCAACGCUCGAGACUUUUUGCACCCGAUUGCAAAGUAUGAGAUCGAACAAGAAUCUUGGGAGAUUGUGUACAAGCUAGCCGGCAAGUUCUUCGUCAGCAAGCAAGAACAUUCGCCGUUCGACGUCGUUGCGUGGCAUGGAAACUAUGUACCGUACAAGUACGAUCUGACCAAGUUUGUCAACGUGGGCUCGAUCUCUGUUGAUCAUAUUGAUCCUUCAAUCUUCUGCGUUAUUACCGCACCUUCGCGCGAUCCGGCGGCACCGCUUGCGGAUUUCCUCAUCUUCAGUCCGCGCUGGGAUGUGGCGUCACAUACCUACCGACCGCCAUACUACCACCGUAAUGGAGCGUCUGAGCUCAUGGGUCUGAUCUACGGCGAAUAUGCAGGCCGCUCCGAUGAGUUUCAACCUGGAGGCAUCAGCUUUGAAUGCGGUUUCGUACCCCAUGGCGUUGCCUAUGAAGAGUUCAAGGCAGCUAGCGCAGCACCGCCUCCCGAGAUGCAGAUCUCUAAGGGUGCUAUUGCGUUCAUGAUGGAGAGCUCCAGAAUGUUCACUAUUACCGACUGGGCUUGGAACAGCAAGAAGAAGCACGAGCAUGACCCAAAGAUGUGGGAUAAUCUGGUAGACAACUUCUCGAAGCACAAAGAUGAGGUUGAGAAGAUUUUGGCGCAGGGCGUGAAGAAGCUGUGA